AACAGUAAAUCCAACAUAGCAUUUUCUGGCGGAGUCACAGUAACUCCUCAAAUAAUUUUACAAGAUAAAGUGAAAAUAGAAGAUUGACAAUUACUUGGUCGUUAUGGAGUAUGGCUGUUGGUUAGUUUAUGUACACCCUCUAAAGAGAUGCCUGAUGAAAUUUUAGGUCGUUUACUUUCCAUGUUAUUUCAUUGGUUUCAUGCUACAGCCUACUCAUUUGACGGCCAAAUAGAAUGUACUCUUGAGAAAUUAAAAACAGAAUACGUCUGUACAUGGCUAUUUGAAAUUAUGAAAACACAUUAUCAAGUAUUCGUGUCAUGUUUGUUGCCCCAUCCAGCUGAUUAUGUACGCAUAGGAGGACAUUGGGAAAGCUUAACAUCAAGAAUUCCUCAUUUAAAAGAUGGUCUUAAUAGACUAUUUUGUUUAGUGCCUUAUGAAGUAAUUACUUCUGAAAUUUGGGAUUAUGUCAUGCCACAUUGGAUGGAAGCAAUGGUGCAUGAUGUACCAGAGAAACAUCUAUUGGAGCUGAAAAUAAUUCUUUGUAAAAUGUUGGAUAAAGAUAUGAGUCCAUUAGGAUUUGAUACCACAAAAAUGUAUAACUUUAUUGCACAAAGAUUUAUUAAUGUGAGUCCAAUGGUACAAGAACAAGCUCUAAAAUGGUUACAAACGUUAACAAUGCUGGAAAUAAUAAUACCCCUGAAUUUAUUAUUCUCAAUGUUUAAAGAUGGCACUGAAGCAAUGCAACAAACAAAUAAAUCAGACUUGAAUAAUGAAAAUAUGUUAAAAAUAAUUCAAAAUGAAAAUGGAUACCAUGCAUGUGGAUUGGUGGAGAAUGAUUCAGAAAAAUCAACCCCAAUUUCUGAUGAUAUUGUUCCAAAUCAAGUUUAUGUUGAAUUUCAAGUUGAUUCAGAAUUAAAUUUAUCCUGUUGUGUUUUGAUGCUAGAUGCUUUAUUAAAACAAAUAGAAUUACAAGAUAUUGAUAAAAAUGCUGGAAUAUACAGUAGCACUUGUCGUGAAUCUUGUGACUUGAUGAAAUUGAUAUUGGAGACAAAUUUGAGCGCCGACCAUACAUGCCUUCUAAGUUCUGAAUGCACGUAUUGUGAAUCAAAAAUAGUGUGGUACCAAUUAUGUUUACAGCUACUUACUUACUUGGCUCCUUCAACCUUAGCACAUCCACCAGAUGUCAUAAAUGACGACCUAUCUGAUGAUUAUGGACGCCGUAAUUCCGCCGAUGGAGUGAAGAAAUGUGAUUUAAAAUCUGACGGUGGGUUAGGUAUGCCGACUCCAGAACCUCAUACUGUUGGAGGUGUUCUUGUUCACAUGCCUCAUUUUUUCGAACAAAUUAUGACAGCAACGGUUGAAACAGUAUCAGAGCAAUUGGAUCUCACAACAAUAAUUCCAAUGGAGAAAAUCGACAUUAAUUUAUCCGGUAGUACAUUAACAAGAAAAGAUAAUGGAAGAGAUGCAACAAUUAAAAACAAAUUGCAGUCGCAUUUAAAUGACGAAUUUGCUUCUGAUAAAGAAGAUCAAAAUAGAGAUGAUUUUUGGCAAACAUCAAUUGGAGAAUUGCAGUUUACUAUUGAGGAACUUCCCGAACAAUUGCAGUACAUUUAUAAACUGUUGAAGGAAAUUAAUGAAGUUGAAAAUUCCGAUAUUAUCUAUUACAUGCUACAAUGUCUAAGUAUUAUGUGUUUAUAUGGAGAUGCGUUAACAAUGGCAGCAAAAGAUCAUCAAGACUUUUUUAUAUGGUGUCAGGAGAGUCUUCUUAUAAAGAAUUUGUGGGAUCUAUUGAGUGCUGAGCAUUCGCAUAUUGCACAAGUGUCAGUACCUCUUUUGCUCCACUGUAUUUCCUUACCUCAUGGGGUUGAUACAUUUUGGAGACUUAUGCAGGAACAAUUCCAAGAUUUAAACUGGCGCGUUCGAUUUACAGCAGUUGAACGCGUGACUCUAAUAGCACGAUUUAUGGACUCAACACCUUUGAGAAAUGUUUCUAAUUUGCAAGCAGUAUUAGCUAGUGUAUUUUGUUAUUUAAUUGCUAGUAUGGAUGAUUCAAAUGUUUGUGUUGCUCAACGAGCUACUUUGAACAUUGGAACAAUUCACGAUACAGCAAUAAGGUCAUUAAUUUUCUGUCUUGAAACGCAAUUUGAUACCGUAAUUGUGGACAGACCAAUGAUAUUACAAUCUAUAUAUCAACUGCAUAAUAGCUUAAGUGACAGGCGGGUUUUAACUUGGGAGUUCUUUUUGAAUAGGUUUGAUUCAAUAUUUCUUGAAGCACAAAUUAAUCUUCAAAAAACUGGAGAUUUAACAUAUAUUCGAGACCUCAAGAACACUGACAACAAUAAUGAAGCAUUCAUAUUGAAGUUGCAAAGAGCUCAUGAAGCCCUUUCUCAGAAUAAUGAAAGCAAUGCAAGCUCAUUGAAAACAUUAUGUGGAAGUUUCGGUUCUAAAUGGCCAUAUAAACGCACAAUGUCUGCUCCUGCUUCUACAGUGCAACGUCAGGACACAAAACAAGAAAAAGAAAAAAUAUAUAAUAGACAAUAUUCAGCACCAUCACUUAAAAGAAAAAGUUCCCGAUUUGGUAUAGAUGGAUAUGUCCAUUCUCUACAUAUGAUAGACGAAACAAGCAAUUUACCAACAUUCAUUCACAAAAUACUAGAUCUUGAAGAAGCUGAUACUGAAACUUUACAUCUUCUAGUAUUUUUGCUAAUGCAAUUUUUAUCCAGACAAGAUCAGGCGUACCCUACUGAAGAAAAACCGCUAUUCAAGACACAAGGUAUUGUCUUACGUCAUUUAUAUCUGCUUCUUGGCUACAAUCAAUCAGAAAGAACAUUUCAUACCCAAUCACAGAGAUUAAGAAACUCUUCUGUUUUCAACGUAUUUAUCACAAACUUGCCACAAGUUUUGGAUCAAAAUAAUAUUAUGGGAUGGGCUACUAUUCCUCCUAUAUUGGCAAUUUUAAAACACUGUCCUUGUCCACCUAAUGCAUUGAAUACAGAAUAUCAACCUCCACUAUAUAGUCUGUGGUAUUUAGAGCCCCAUAUUAGGCGAUCAUGGUUAAUGUCUUUACUCAUCAUUUUAUACAAAUUUCAGUAUGGCCAGCAGGUUUGGUACUACCAGUUACAAGCUUUAAUAAAAAUUGUGAUAAAUACAUUAAAGGGACAACAUCAUCAAUGUAAGAGAAUUCCAGGAAUGGUUGUAAUGUCCGGACCUCCAGCUAGAUCUAGAGAUGUUUCUCAACCUUCAUUAGGUGAUGAACACGAUUUGUUAAACAUUGAGUCUGAAUUAAUAGAGAGUGAAAAUAUACAAAACUUUGAUAAAGCUGUUACAAAUAAUCGACGAAGUUUAAAAAGUGCCACGAAUAAAAUGUUUGGAAUGGAUUCAAGUUAUAAUGCUGAUGAUACCGAAUCGGAAUUAGCGGCAAUACCUGAAAGUAUACAGUCUGAUAGUACGAUACAUUAUAGCAGUUGUGGUUCUCUCGCAGAAGUUGAAGAAAGUAUUUACAAUUUUAAAGGCAGAAUAUCGUCAUUAAAAUAUGUCAAAAAGGAACUUGCAAGUUUAAAUAAUAAUAGUAUCAAUAUUGAAGAACAUACAGAAAAAGGAUAUCAGAGGAAAUCUCCGGGAGCUAGUGGUGGUUUAAACUCAAUGUCUGAUGAUACUUCCUUGGCCGUUCAAAUUGGAUCAGAAGCUAGUUCUGAGAAACCUUAUGAAAUACAGAGAUUGUCAACUAGUAAUAAUAGCGGUAACUUAACUUCCAAAGAUGGUGCAGAAGCUGCUAGGGAAAGUAUAGAACAUGAAAGAAUAAGUAGAAACAUCAGAACUUUUAGCGAAUACAAUGAAAAUGUCAGAUCACAUUCUUUAAAAUCUAAAGGAUUUGAGAGAAAGAAAGGUCAUCCAUUUUGUGUUACUGAUUUAACACUUAAAAAUCGUCAGCUAAACAGUAUGGGAAGCAGUAAUAUCAAUCAUAUAAAUCCGGAUUGUUCUCAAAUUGCUAGUAGUAAAAAAGAACUGCAAAUGGAAGAAAUGAAAACUAACUUAGUAACACCAAAACUUGAAAGACUUCUUCCAGUGGGCAUUAUAUUUCCUGAUAAAGGUAACUUUCAAGAAGGCAAUGGAACUUCAGUUAGUGUUUUUGAAAAACCAACUAGCAUAAAGCGUAUAGAACUUCCGUUACAAGAGAGAUUAUUACCUAUUGGAUUGCGGAGAGAAUCGGUUACUGGAAUAGUCGAUUGUGUCCGACAUGUUCUCGGUAUAUCAAUAUCUCAAGAUAAUUUGAAUGCACCAAAAAGUACUGCAAAUACCUCUGAAGAUGAUAAACAUGUAGAAUCCACUUUUAAAGAUGAUCAUUCUAAUGCCAAGUCAAAUGGUAAACAUUCUUGUUUGUGUUCUAAUCAGAAGAGAUUAACAAAGCAAGUAGCAAUGGAAUUUCCACAUUCAACAUUUGAUUCUGAUAAUUGUAUUCAUCAUUUAAGAAGUACGAGUAAGAAAAGUACAGCUAAAGAUUUAGCUCGUUUGCGACGGGAUAAAAUUGGCAAAUCAUCGACAUCUACAAGUCGUACAGUGAUAUCUUCAUGUCGUCAUGAGUCUUGGCCUGGUCCUAAAAUGCAACCGAAUUUAAAUAGCACGUUGCAACAAGCCUGUCAUGCCGAUUUUAACCUAAAAUCGAGUUUAUUUAGAAUAGGAGAUGAGUGUGUUCAUGAAAGGUGUUGUGAAUGUGGAUUAAUAAAAGAAGAAUACUCUGAUGAGGAGCUGGGAUUAUGUAUAAUUGUCCUGGGAACUUUUGUACAUAGAGAACCAUCGUUAGCAGCUCCGUUUUUACCAGACAUUCUUAAUGCCGUUACGAGAGUUUCUCUUAAGGCAAUGUAUCCUUGGCAAAGUGAAACUAAUUUACAUUUACCGGGCAGUGCUAUUAGUGUGGCACAUCAGUUUCUACGAUGUGUUCUUCAUCAAAUGGCUCCAAAUGCAAUAUUUAUGCAAAUGUUUCAAACCCGCAUCAAUGUACUUACAAGGAUUCAAUUUUUCAAAAGCGUUGCCCAAGCUCUAACAGAUUUCAAUGAUUUAAAUCCAAUUGCUCCAUUACAAUUAUUACUAGAAACAUUAAACUCAAAGAAGUCCCUUCCUGUGGGCAAAUUAUCAACGAUUCUGCAUAAUGUUGCGAGUUAUUUAGACUGCUUGCCUUUGGAAGCUGGUUUGGGUCCUGGUAUUAUAACGUGGAGUGGACUAUUAUCUCAGUUUGAAGGAUUCUUUAGAAAAUUAGUUAUGCUUUUGCCAACAAUUGAAGACAUAACACCAGCUCAUAGAAUUAUGAUAUCCAUUAUGAAAGUACCUGGAAUUCAACAGUCUAAGGGACUUCUAGAUCCAUUUUCGAAAGUUCUCAGUUAUUCCAUACAAAACUCUUUUUUGAAAAAUAAUUUUCUGACUGAACUCUGUCAACUUUGUCAUCGAGGAUUCAAUCGAGAAAGAGAUAAACAAUUUCUAGGAAGGACUAUUGUAUUCGAACUAGUACAAGCAAUUAAAUUUAAAAUAAUUAUUCCCGAUUCUAACUUUCUACUUCUACUUCAUUUCGUUCUUCAGGAUGUGGGUGGAUUUUUACACACAACCGUACCCAUAAAAGAACUAUCUUCUGAGAUAUCUCCUUUAUUUAAUUCCAAUAAUUCUGAAGCAUUAAGAAGUCAAAUAACAGAUGUUCUUGAAUUUUUAGCAGAUUUUCAUACUAUAAGUAAAAUAAAGAGUUUCAAUAAAGGAUUACAAUCUGGACUUAAUGAAGACACAUUAGGAGGUAUAUUGAAAUCUGGACUCGCACAAUAUCUCGCAUUAGAAAUUACGAGAGGUAACAGUAGGGAGAAUAGAGCAGUUUCUAGAUUUUUACCCUGGUUAUAUAAUCCAUCUUCAAUGUUACAACUUGGUGUACGGGAAUAUGCGGAAUGCAUAAGUCAUGUAAGAUUACUGACUUGGUUGCUGUUGGGCUCCUUGAUACACAGUGUAACUUUUACUAUCAACAGUAAUGUUCAAUCUCAUGCUCUUCCAUUAUCAUCAGCACAGCCAAUCAGUGUAGAAGGUUCAUGUUACGUAGCAGAUCAUAUACAAGUUAUAUUCAGUGGAUAUCCCGACCAAUCUAAAACUAAUGUUCAAAAUGUUUGUGCUUUAUCUCAGGCUUUCAUUUUAUGUCAGUUAUGGACAGUUUAUUUAGAAGAAAUUAUAAAGAACAAUUCUUCUGGUAUGGAACAUAGCAAUUCAGCAAUGAAUAUUCUGUUGGAUUUUUGGGGAAAAGUUACACCCUCCAUAUUGCAUUUAGCUGCUCAUUCUAAACAGCUAGCUGAAAUGGUGAAUCUACAUUUCCUUAACUUAUUCGACAUUCUAAUGGAUCGAGGAUCUAUUUUAUUAAAUAAAUUAAUGCCAAUGUGGACUCCUAUACUGUUCUCUAAUAAAAUGCAGUGUAUUGGUCAUCUACAAGUGCGAUUAAAAAAUUACGAUAGUGAUUUGAUACAAUCACUAGAGGACUAUUUUACAUCAAAUCGUCAAGAAACGAAUAAGAAACUUUUGCGAUGGUUAGAAAGAUUGCAGUUCAAAAUGGGACAAAUAGAAAUGCAAUCUUGUAAUAUUACUCAAUUUUAUUCUAUUUAGAAGAUAAUUUUUAUUAGUUUAUUUCUAGAGCACUCACAAUGUAAUAAUAAAAACUGAAAUAAAUUAUAAUUAUAACAAGAAUAAAUAUAACAGUUAAUUUAGUAA
Molecule: messenger RNA, 6726 nt
Organism: Leptopilina heterotoma
Lineage: Eukaryota; Metazoa; Arthropoda; Insecta; Hymenoptera; Figitidae
Gene: unc79
Product: protein unc-79 homolog
Exons: 38
Coding region: 148-6621 (2157 amino acids)
Molecular function (GO): protein binding
Source: RefSeq, a predicted model, not a curated record